AUGGAGAAACAAGACGAUGAUGACGAGUUCGGAGCAGCUAUCACCAUCGGAUCGGAAACAACGGAAGCGGAGAAAGAAUUUGAAAGAAUAUUAGAACAGUUGCGAGAAGCCGAAGGUCUCAAACAGUAUGCCGACGUGUACACUAAACUCUAUGAUUCGUAUUUCAAGAUGAAAGAAGAGAAUGUCUCUCAUCAAGAAAAACUUAGCAGCCUCAAGAACAGGCUAUCACGAUACGACGCAAUGGUGUCCGAAUAUUUGACUGAGAUUUCCGACUCCUCCAAAACCGUCGAGAGAUUAAGAGCCGAAAUCGAUGACGCUCGAGCGCUCGCCGAUGCGAUGCACGCGAGGGAAUUGGCUAGCGUCGAAAGUCUGGAAACCAUGAAGAAAACGGUGACACGGCUGGAGAAGGAACUUGACGCGAGGAAACGAGCUGGUGACGAUGAUGCCGGUGCGACGUCAGCAGUUAAAGAGAAAGAGAAGUUUGAAAAAGAGAAGGCUCGGCUACAGGGUGAGUUGGAUGGUGUUAAGCAAAGGCUGACCAACGCUCUGAGUUACAUCGAAGAACUGGAUCAGAAGAACACCAACGCUGAAGAGACGAUUGCUAAAAUGGAAGAACAGCUGGAGGAAGCGGACAAUAACGCUGUACGACAGAACCGUCUGGUCGAGCAUUUGAAGGGAGAGAGCGCGACGCUGAAGGCGGAAAUGGAAAAUCGAGGAAAUGCUAUUAACAGUCUUAAUGAUAAACUUUCAAAAGCCGAAAAAACUAUUGAACGCCGUGAUCGUCAACUUCGUGAUAUGGGAAACAAGUUGGAAGUAGCCCAAGAGGAGCAAGAAGCCGCUUUGCUCAAAGCUGCUCAGCUCAGACAACAGCUGGACGUCACUAACGCUGAGUUUGAUAAGGCGAAGCAAAAUCUCACUAACACUACAAAGGAGUUGAAGAAUAUGAUUGAUGACGGUAAUAGAUUACGCAACGAAGUAACUAAAUUAACAAAACAAGCGCUGCAACAGAUGAAGAAAUACCAGCUGCUGGAACAAGCAAAGGCUGGUGUUGAAUCUGAUCGGGAGAAUCUCCGCCAGCAAGUAAGCGUUAUGGAACGGGAAAUAAUGCUGGGCAAGAAACAGGCGGAGGCGGACCGACGAGAGAUAGAGAAUCUUAACCGGGAGAAGGAUAUCCUCAAUAAAAAUAUGCAAAAGAUACAGAACGAAGCUUUGGAAAAUCUGCAAAUAAUCAACCGUCAAGAGCAAAGACGUAAGCAGCUGGAACAUGAAUUGGACGCCAGUGCAGUACAGAUUAAUAAACAGCGCUUAAUAAUACGACAGCUAGAAAAGGACAAAGAUAGAAUGCUAGAGGAGACAAUUGCGCUAAAUGAAAAAAUUGAUGAGAUUUCUGAGGAAGUACGUCUGCGAACAGCAGACAUUCUGGAUCUGAAAAAGGCUUUACGUGAGGAGUCUCUGAAGGGGCGGAAAUUAUCCGUCGCUUUAGACACUACGCGCGCUGAAAGAAAUAUGCUACACAAGAAUUACACAGAAGCCCUUGAUGAGAUACUGGAUUUGAAACAAAAGCUUAAGAUGUUAGCCUAUCAAAUAGAACAGCUGAAAGAAGACAUAAGUGGUAAGGAAACCGGCUUAAAGACCUGCGAGGGGACGCUCGUAAAAUGCAACAAGAAAAACGAACAGCUUCGUUCUGAAGUACAAGCGGGGAUGACGAAGUUAUCCGAAGCGAAGGCGGAUAUUACGGCGUUGAGACAAGAAGAAGCGAGACUCAAUAGAAUUGUUCAGGAAGGUGACACAGCGAGAGCUAAGCUAUUGAAAGAGCUAGAAGGUUUAAUAAACGAACGGGACGUCGUCGGGGCGCAGCUCGUUCGUAGAAACGACGAGAUAUCUUUACUCUACGAGAAGAUACGUAUUUUAGAAGUAACGCUACACAGAGGGGAACGUCAAUACGAGCAAAGAGUGGAGGACAUCCGUCUUUUAAGAAUAGAAAUAAUUCGUCUACGCAAAGAGAAGAAUCUUCUAUCGAAAGGCAUAGAGAACAUGACAGAUUUAAGAUUAGAAGUUUUCAAUUUAGAGCGGGAAUUAGGUCGCGAGAGACUUCGCGUCCGUGCUUUAGAAGAAGCUUUGGAGACGCCACUAAACGUGCAUCGCUGGAGAAAGCUGCAAGGCACGGAUCCGGAGAGCGUGCAUCUGACGCAGAAGUUACGACUUACGCAAAAGAAAGUCCUAGCACAGAGUGAAAUGUUGGUUUUGAGAGAUCGCGAGCUGAAAGAGACGAAGAAUUUGUACAGCGCUGUUAAAGACAUGCUUGCGUUACAGCCCAGCCCUGAGAUACAGCAAACGUUGAACAGAACGCAACGUGCGCUUGCGCAGAGGACUACAAAGAUGAAAUGUCUUAUAGCCGAAUUAAACAUGCGUGAGCGACAAGUGACAGACUUGCGGCUGGAACUCGACAGAGUGAACGGUGAACUGAACUCGUCCAAGCAAAAGUACUUUGACAUGAAACGCGCGCUCGACGCCGACGAAGCGAGACGGCUGCGCGUGCCCACGCCGGCCACACCCGAACAAAAAUAA
Vanessa atalanta (red admiral) is the source of this 2568-nucleotide messenger RNA. RefSeq names its product cilia- and flagella-associated protein 58-like. The record is from RefSeq and is a predicted model, not a curated record. The transcript is spliced from 19 exons. Gene Ontology annotation, cellular component: cytoskeleton. Lineage: Eukaryota; Metazoa; Arthropoda; Insecta; Lepidoptera; Nymphalidae. Bases 1 to 2568 code for a protein of 855 amino acids.